Molecule: messenger RNA, 986 nt
Organism: Phyllopteryx taeniolatus (common seadragon)
Lineage: Eukaryota; Metazoa; Chordata; Actinopteri; Syngnathiformes; Syngnathidae
Gene: bphl
Product: biphenyl hydrolase like
Exons: 7
Coding region: 44-901 (285 amino acids)
Source: RefSeq, a predicted model, not a curated record
GAGGAGGAGACUUUGUUCAACUCUUCAGACGACGAGAGCACCAAUGGCGACGUGUUUAAUAAGUGCAGGACCUCUGCGAAACCUAAGGAGAACGACGACCGCGUGGCACUCGUACUGCUCCUCACUGACUUGUGGCAGGCAAAAUGUUAAUGGAGUGGAUCUUUACUAUGAGAAGACAGGCACAGGGAAACAUGCAGUGGUGUUGCUUCCUGGUGCUCUAGGAAACACUAAGACAGACUUUCAACCCCAGCUCAAGUCUUUGAACAAGGAUGUUUUUACAGUAGUAGGCUGGGAUCCACGUGGUUAUGGACUAUCGCGACCUCCAGACAGAGACUUUCCUCUUGACUUCUUUGAAAAUGAUGCAAGGGAUGCUGUGGAUCUUAUGAGGACAUUGGGGUUUGUCAAGUUCUCUCUGCUGGGGUGGAGUGAUGGCGGCAUCGCAGCCCUAAUUGCUGCUGCAAAGAACCCAGCGUUAAUCAACAAGAUGGUUAUAUGGGGAUCCAAUGCGUUUGUAUCACAACAAGACCUUGACAUUUACAAAUCCGUCUGUGAUGUGUCCAAAUGGAGCACAAGGAUGAGGGCGCCGAUGGAGGAGGUGUAUGGAGCAGAGGUCUUUGCUAAAACAUGGGAGGCCUGGGUGAAUGGGAUCGAACAGUUUGCCCACAGACCUCAAGGAAACAUCUGCAUUGACCUUCUGCCUCUGAUCAGAUGUCCGACUCUGAUCAUUCAUGGAGAGAAAGAUCCUAUUGUGCCCACCUGCCACCCAUACUUCCUCCUCAACCAUAUCCAGGGAUCACGAUUACAUCUGAUGCCAGACGGAAAACACAAUCUACAUCUGAGGUUUCCCGAAGAAUUCAACAGCCUGGUGGAAGAUUUCCUGCAAGAGAGACAAAAUGAUUAAUAUCAUGGAAAUAAUCACUGUGGUUUCACAUCCUGAUGAAGAAAAGAUGUCAAAAAAACAGUACUUAUAAAAAAUCUAUCACUUA